CAUUUGUCGAGGAAAAAAAAAAAGAAAAGAAAAGAAAAGGCCAAAUCCUCCAGCGAAGGUCCCAUUUCGAAGGUAGAGAUAUAUCUAGGCAAUUCCCCGGCGGAUUCGCCCCCAAUUGAGGUCUGUUCUACGACUCCUGGUGGGAAAAUUGACCAACAACACUCUCAAAUCACAACACCAAACCAUGCCGCUUCCGCAACUCCUCAUCGGCAAAGUGGCCGCCAUCACCGGCGGGUUGACCGGGAUUGGCAGAGCCAUUGCCCUCGACUACCUUCGACACGGCGCCAAGGUAGCCGUCAACCACCUCGGGGGCCCGAACGACGAGCCACUCCUGGAGGCGCUGCGCAAGGACGCGUCCGCGGUGAGCGGAGGCGACGAGAGCAGAUUCAUCGCCGUGGCGGGGGAUAUCUCGCAGCCCGAGACGGGGCGCGAGUUCGUCGCCCAGACGGUCGAGGCAUUCGGACGGCUGGAUGUGUUUGUGAGCAAUGCGGGGGUGUGCAAGUUUGAAGAAUUCUUGGAGGUCGACCCUUCCCUGCUCGGCCACACCUUCAACACCAACCUCUCCGGUGCCUUCUACGCCGUGCAGGCAGCCGCGCGACAGAUGGCGCUCGCCCAGUCGCCGCCCGGCGGCUCGAUCAUCGGCAUCAGCUCCAUCUCAGCGCUGGUCGGCGGCGGGCAGCAGACCCACUACACGCCCACCAAGGCCGGCGUGCUCAGCCUCAUGCAGUCGACGGCCGUGGCGCUGGGCAAGUACGGCAUCCGCUGCAAUGCGCUGCUGCCGGGGACCAUCCGCACGCAGCUGAACGACGAGGAUAUGAGCGACCCCGCGAAGCGGACGUACAUGGAAGGCAGAAUCCCGCUGGGACGUCUGGGCCAGCCGCCGGAUCUGGCGGGCCCCGCGGUGUUUCUGGCGUGCGAGGAGUUAAGUGGCUAUGUGACUGGUGCACAGCUGCUCGUGGAUGGUGGAUUGUUUGUGAAUCUUCAGUAG
Aspergillus japonicus CBS 114.51 is the source of this 988-nucleotide messenger RNA. RefSeq names its product SDR family NAD(P)-dependent oxidoreductase. The coding region runs from base 185 to 988 and encodes 267 amino acids. The transcript has 4 exons. The record is from RefSeq and is a predicted model, not a curated record. Gene Ontology annotation, molecular function: oxidoreductase activity, acting on the CH-OH group of donors, NAD or NADP as acceptor. Lineage: Eukaryota; Fungi; Ascomycota; Eurotiomycetes; Eurotiales; Aspergillaceae.